GGCUGAUGAUGACUUUUAUGUCGAAAACGUUUCUGGAGUUUAUUUUACAUUGAUCUGCCGUUUUUACCUUUAUCCUUGUUUUAUUUUAGAUUUGAUGAAUUCGAUUUCUGCUAACCAAAAUGUCGAAAAAGGAUAGAGUCAAAGGAAAUGUAAAACCUGCCAAAAGUGUAGAUGCAGCUGCUUUAGUGGCUGGAAAUGCACAAUCUUUUGUUGGCUUUGACACACAAAGUUCAUUUUUUCUAAUUCCUGAAAUUCAAACACAGCUCAAGAAACUGAGCAAAAAGGAUUCAUGUACUAAGAUAAAGGGUCUUAACGACCUAAGCGGAAUUUUACCCAACCAUGGAGCAGAAACCUGGCUCAGUGUUUUGCCUCAGUGGUGUAGGAUUUAUCCAAAACUUUGUUCAGACGAUGAAACGUCAGUUCGAAGACAAACCCAAGCACUGCAUCGCCUUAUUGUGUCUAACACUAAGAAAGAAUUUGUUCCUUACAUGAAAUCAGUAACCGGUUACUGGCUGCUUAGCAUGUUUGAUCCUUACGCGGCUGCAGGAAAAGAGGCAAAAUCGGCCUUCUUUGCCAUUUUUCCUGAUGAAAAAUGGAAAAAUGCUCUCCUGUUCUGUAAGGAAGAAAUAUCAGCUUUGAUUCUAGAAAAUUUUGCUGUCGAUUCGCGUUCUCUAGACGAUGACUCAGAAUCAUCGCAGCAUAAGUUCAAUCGUUUGAUAAGUCAGUCAUUAGCUCUUACUAAGUUUCUGAUUGAUUCAUCUGCGGAUGUGCGAGCGCAUGUUCAAAAACAUGUUCUUCCUACUUUGAUUUCUUCAGUAAGUUUCAAUAAACUGAUCGAAUCGCAAGACGGAUUGAUACAGAAAAAUUUUCUCGCGCUUCUUGAAGCAAUGACGUCAUGGACUGAGCUAAUUGACAUUUUCGAAAUCGAAGUCGUUACUGGCGUCAGCUUGAAGCCAAUUGAGCAUUUCUCUCUAACAGAAACCGACGAUAAUGUUUGUAGUAAAAGCUGCUCUUUAAUCGCUAAGUUGGAAAAUACGAAACUCUAUUCCAGAGCUGCGAAGCAUGAAAAACAAUGGCGAACAAAGUUGAUAUCGUCCGUAUCUUCUUUUUCUCCAACAAACGUCGUUCACAUAUCUUCAUACCUUAGAAGUUCUUUGCUUUUGAAAGACCUCCAAAGUCAAUGGCUAACUGAUCUCGUGAAAAAUUUUGAAAAACUUGUGCAAGAUACUGAUUGUCGCUUGGGUUCAUUGAAUGACACUCUUACAGCCAUUUUUUCAUGGACGGGGACAGAAAUCGAAGACGUUGUCACGCGAUUCGUGGAAGACAGCUUGCAAAACCUUUCGACUGGUCAGAAUCAAGUUCUCUUGCAAACUAGUUUCUUUGUUUUGAUUCAUGAAUCGAGCGUAAACUGCAAAGCGUUGUUUGAAACCUCCAAGAAUUGCAUCGAAUCUUGCAUAGAAGAGUGUGGUAACAAUGAGUUUGCCAUUAAAUUACUGUUGAAGUUUCUGAAGCCAAAACCUUUGGUUAAAAAAGUGACAAUUGUUCAAAAAGACCAAACUGAAGUUGACACCAACACUUUUGACGAAAUUUUUUUCAGCAACUUGGAAAAAGUGAAGGGCCUAAAACUUGACACUGAUGCUUGCAUUGAACUGACUAUAGCUAUCCAGGAGAAAUUUCUUGAGCAGAAUCCUGAGUUUAAAGUUUGUUCUGAGUACAUGCAAGAUCUGUUGAUUGCUUGCACGAGCAAAAGUGAAAGACUAUUAUCUGAUGCUGCGGUUCUACUGAUGAGUUGCAAUUACAGUCUCGAAGAACUAAGUCAGUUGUGCUCUAAGUUAGAUGCUCGAGCAUUGACACCAAUCAUUAAAGCAGAUUUGAAAUCUGAAUCUAAGACGCUGUUUAGAAGUGAAAAGUUGCUGGACCUCAUUGGCAACGAUGGCAAUGAGUCUCUGACUGCAAUAAUUGCAGCGAACUGCAAUGCCCUUGACGAUCAGUUAAUCGAGAAAUAUAUCGUUUUGUUCAGAAAUCAAAAAAUGCUUCCUGUUUUUGCGGAGAAAAGCUUGAAAGUGCUAGAGAGCAGCAGAAAUGUCAUCCGGCUUACAAUAUUUGAAAGCGUAUUGUCCGACUGCUCAGACACAGAUAGUUUCCACGAAGCAAUUGCGAAAGAUUUUUGCCCUGUUUUAGAAGCUUUUCUGAAAAGUGAUGGCCUUGAGUAUACUCAGAAAGAAUGGGCAUUUGGCAUAAUGAAAAAUAGCUUUGCUUUGUUUGAGCUAAAAGCAAAUAUUUUGACAUCAGUUCUUUCUAUUUUUGUCGAAAACCUCGAAGCAAACAACAAAUUAGAUUUCUCCAACCUGCUAGACAAUUUAGUUGAAAAAGAAUUGCACAAUUCACUGUCGCUGUGCAGUUCUAGUAUUUUGAAAGCAUUGAUUUUCAAUGCUGUGUUACCUGCGCAUAAAAGUUUCAGCUCAGUAAAAGUUGAAGAUAUCAAUGUUUCAUCAGUGUCAAAAUUUUUGAAUUUCGUUGCCAAAAUAAGCGGUGUUCUCAGUGACCCAAAGUUCUCAGACUUGAACUUAGACCUGUCAAAAUGGAAAAAAGUUUCAAAUGUUUUAAGUUCACACAUCGUUCCAUUUGCGUCUCAUGAAACAGGUGAAAAAGAGAGUCGUGACAUUGCUCAAAUUUUCUCGAAUUUAGAGGAAACAAAUUUCCUUGUUGAUCUUCAAAAGUCUGAAGGUUUUGCUGGAGACAAUGGUCAGCUGAUUUACCUAAACAGUUUGAGCCUUCCUAGCGAAAGCAGUGAAAAAAUAUUCCGUGAUGAUGUCGACGCUCUAGAGAUGUCAAAUAUUCUUCAUGUGCAAACUAUGAAUAGUUCAAAUAAUUUGGAAAAAAUGAGCAAAGUUAUCACCGAAAUUCUGGGAAUUAUAUCAGACCAGGAUGAAUUACUCUGUGACGGAGAGGAUAUAAAAGCUUUUCCCAGUGAAGUUCAAAUUCUAAACAGACAAGUUCUAAUUUCGAUUGUCAUUUUUCUUCAAAACGAGAGUCUUACAGUUGAAAUUGUGCAAAAACUGUGGGAUAGCGUUUUGUGCGUUUUGGUUUGUUACGGAAACAGCUUGCAGAAGACAGAAUUUUUAUCUGAAAAUCUGAAUUUGGUAUCGUUUGCCCAAUGGUUCCUGAAGUCCUAUGAGUUGAUUGAAGAUCUGGUUGCUAAAUUCGAUCACCCUGAUUUGAACCAAGAAUGGCACGAUGUUUUCAAGCAAGAAUUGAUUCAAAGUUGUUGCAAUGUGUGUAUUAAGCUCAUAAAGUCAGAAUUGCCAAGAGAAUUCAAUACAAAAAUCUUAACAGAAGUAUCGUGCUUGAAACGCUUUGAUUCGGGAACUCUUAAACAAAGUAUUAGUUGUUUUACUGACGGUGCAAACUGCAUAUCGUUUUUGAGCCCGGGGUUGCUAUCCCGCAGCUGCGUGACUCAAUUUAUGGCUUGUUUGGCUCUUGAGAAAAUCAUUAUAGGUUCGGAGGAUUUUGUCGAAGAAUGGGCAAACAUGUUGCUGAAAGUAGCAGAACUGUCUGCUGUAGAUUGCGAUUCGAUGUUGUCGAUCGGUGAUUUGGAAAACUCGGAUACGUUUGAAAUUGUCGACAACGAAACGAACCAAGCUGUGACUUCUUUUCUAAUGGCGAUGAAGUUGCUAGCUUUGCUGCUAUCAAAACUAAAGUCGGCCAAAAUAAAUGCGCUCUUGGAGUCCGAAUUAUUCCAAGACGUAAAAAUUGAGUCUUUUCUCUCGUUUUUGUUCCGGAUAAUUGACACAGAGGCGGUGACGAAUGUUGAUUACAAUUGUUCGGAUAUUUAUUCGAGCGUGAGGCCAAAACGAUCGCAACAGUUUCUGUCUGAUUUAGCAAUUGAUUGUUACAUGACUUCAAUUUUGAGCCUUCCUCAACUUUGCAGAUCAUGGUUUGAAAGACUAGAUAGAAGAAAGCGGGAAGUCGUCGAUUGGUAUACGGCGACGUUUUUGUCGCCUUUCGUAAUCCGAAAAGCGUUCGGCGAUGUCAACAUGGAUAAAGACAUGAACAAAGAUGAUAGGUUGACUAUCAAAACGUUCCAAGGCCAGAACACGAUACAGGCUCAGUACUCGAUUGAGGAUUUUGCUAUUGACGUGAAACUGAGCUUUGCUAAAAACUAUCCCCUUGGAAGGAUAAACAUUGAAGAGAUAAAGAAAAAGAAAGUUGGAAUCAAGGACGAAGAGUGGCAACGUCUGCUCUUGGAUCUGAAGAUCUGUCUGGAGCAGGAGUCCUCCUCCCUUGUGCAUGGCAUCUUAGGGUGGAAGUCCACAUUGGAGAAGAUAUUCUCGGGAGUGGAGGAGUGCUGUGUGUGUAUGGCGGUGUUACAUCCCUCCAACAGAUCACUUCCAACGAAGCCCUGCAAAGUAUGUAAGAAGAAAUUCCAUGCAGUGUGUCUCUUCACCUGGUUCGAGAAAGGAACUGCCAAUUGUCCUUACUGCAGAAGUGUCUUCUAGCAGCCCUUGACCUCAACCUUCAGAUGGUUCCGAAGGGAUCUUUUAAUUACAGUUGGCUACGAGGAACAACAAAGUCUUGUCCAUACAAAUGCACCAAAGAAAAUAUAUGCUCUGUACAAAUAAUCAAGUUAUAGUAGUUUGCAUAAUAAAACUUUUGAUGUAUUUUUGCGGAAUAUAUAUUAUUUUAAAAAUAGAAAAAAAUUAAAUACUUUAAUAA
Molecule: messenger RNA, 4716 nt
Organism: Symsagittifera roscoffensis
Lineage: Eukaryota; Metazoa; Xenacoelomorpha; Acoela; Convolutidae
Product: E3 ubiquitin-protein ligase listerin-like
Exons: 3
Coding region: 120-4499 (1459 amino acids)
Biological process (GO): rescue of stalled cytosolic ribosome; ribosome-associated ubiquitin-dependent protein catabolic process
Cellular component (GO): cytosol; RQC complex
Molecular function (GO): ribosomal large subunit binding; ubiquitin protein ligase activity
Source: RefSeq, a predicted model, not a curated record